Molecule: messenger RNA, 1824 nt
Organism: Symbiodinium natans
Lineage: Eukaryota; Dinophyceae; Suessiales; Symbiodiniaceae
Source: the annotation of a GenBank genome assembly
AUGACCGGUGCCGAUGAAGAUGUGGAGGUGAUGCCUACUGUGGUGUCCGAGGAUGUAGAUGUCCUUGUGCCACAUGAGGACGAGGGGUCAAUGGGCCCGGAGCCCUGGCAAUCCGCCAAAGUCUUGUGCUUCACAUGGAACAUGGGGGAUGCCAAGCCGGCCGAAGAGGAACUGCAACAUUGGCUGCCGAACAAGGGUGGCGACUUCGACCUUAUAGCUAUUGGAGUUCAGGAGUGCAACUAUGACUCUGGAACCAGCCCAUCGCGCAAUCCCAAACGCAGGAAGUCCCUGAAAGGCAGCGGCAAGGUGCAGCUUCCCAUGCUGUCCGGUGCCGUGGAGGAGGCCUGGCACACGUUGGGCACACCACGCUCAACCGACAAGAGCCCUGAGCGCCGAGUCCGGGAUGUCCGGGAAGAAGCCUUCACUUUCCAUUGGGAUGAUAUUUUGGCUGAGAGGCUGGGAGAUGGCUUUACGCGGAUUCAGCAGGUUGUGCUCAUGAGCAUGCGCCUCCUUCUGUUUGCGCGCACGGAGUACUGCGAUGGUACUUUCAAGUGGUGCGGCGGUCCCUUGGUGCAUUCGGUUGAGCAGACGUACUCUGCAACAGGGCUGAUGGCUGGUACCGUAGGCAACAAGGGUGGACUGGUGGUGACGCUGCAGUUUGGGCCCACACGGCUGUGCUUCGUGAGCUGCCACCUUGCGGCGCACAUGACCGCUGGGGAAAAGCGGAAUAGCGACUGCCGAGAAAUACUUCAGGAAACUUGGCCCGUCUGCCACCCUGACUUGGACCUAUCCUGCCAGUUCGACCACUGCUUCUGGUUCGGGGACCUGAACUACCGACUAGAGCUGCAGGAGCUGAAGGACCUGCCAACCCUGGCCUUGGGGAAGAGCCGGGAAACGACGAAAGCCUCGGGCAAGGAGAUCCAAAGCGGCCCCUCCACCCUGUCCGCACCCUCGAACCCCUCCCGGCCUGAUCACUUUGCCAUCAUCCUCGAGAUGGUUGAAAGCCAGCGGUAUAGAGAGCUCAUGCAACAUGAUCAGCUCCGGCUCUUUCAGCAGGCAGGAAAGGCCUUUGCUGGAUUCCAGGAGGGCGACCCAUGCUUCCCUCCCACCUUCAAGGUUGAAAGAGCACCUGGCAUCCGCCACCAGGAAGAGAGAACUCCCUCUUAUUGCGACCGCAUUCUCUGGAAGUCGCUGAUCGCCUUCGAUGGCUGCGUUACCCAACAACAGCUGACAUCGCCCGCGGAAGUGUCCAGCAGCGACCACAAGCCAGUCUGUGCACAUUUCACGGUCAAGACACCACGCGCUCUAGGGCAGCUCCUCCAGAAGGAGCUGUCGCCAGACAGGUUUCCUGUUGUGCGGAUCACCUACCUCAAAGCACGAGGAGUGCCAUCUGCACAUGGCGCCAAGUUCCGAGUGGUGUUCGUCGUGACGCCGUUGGAGAUAAACACCACAUACCAGAGCAAGGUCAGGCAGAUGCGCGACCCUGCAUGGCGGGCUGACGAUCUGCCCGUCCUGCGGCCAGCAGCAACAUGUCAGGAUGAGUUGAACAGUUGUGCUCUUCUGCUUGUUUUAUACAACAAAAGUGUCAGGGUGGGUUGUGUAGGCUUGCGCUUUCCUGGAUGGGAAUCCUCCCACACCGUGUCCGGACGGCGCACCCGCUAUGAUUUCGAUACGCCUAUCGUGAACAGGAACUGCUCGUUCGCAACGGGCCAUCUUUCAGGAACACUUGAAGUGGACUGGAGUGAGGAAGCCAUCCAUGCUGCGAACCAAGUAGCAGAGCUUCCCACCCAGCCGCGCCAGCCAGCAUGCUGUACCUUGCAGUGA